AUGCCAUCCGACGCAGCAGCCAGCACCGGCCUGCCCACGCCGUGGACUGUCAGGUACAGCAAGUCCAAGAAAAGAGAGUACUUCUUCAACCCGGACACGAAGCACUCGCAGUGGGAGGAGCCCGAGGGUACGGAUAAGGAACAGCUGCACGAGUAUCUGAAAGACCACCCAAUGCGUGUAAGGUGUCUGCACAUCCUCAUCAAGCACCAGGACUCGAGAAGACCUGCUUCGCACCGGUCCGAGAACAUCACCAUAUCCAAGCAAGAGGCCACGGACGAGCUAAAGACCCUGGUCACGAGGCUGGACGACGCUUCCAAGACCAACUCCUUCGAGGCGCUGGCUAAGGAGAGGUCCGACUGCUCUUCGUACAAGAGGGGCGGCGACCUGGGCUGGUUCGGCAGGGGCGAGAUGCAGCCCAGUUUCGAGGACGCCGCCUUCAAGCUCAAGGUCGGAGAAGUGAGCGACAUUGUCGAGUCGGGCAGCGGUGUCCAUGUAAUCAAGCGUGUGGGUUAG
This is a messenger RNA of Saccharomyces eubayanus, 513 nucleotides long. It is a transcript of the gene ESS1, whose product is annotated as peptidylprolyl isomerase ESS1. Gene Ontology annotation, cellular component: nucleus; cytosol. NCBI's taxonomy places the organism in Eukaryota, Fungi, Ascomycota, Saccharomycetes, Saccharomycetales, Saccharomycetaceae. Gene Ontology annotation, molecular function: protein binding; peptidyl-prolyl cis-trans isomerase activity. The transcript has a single exon. The record is from RefSeq and is a predicted model, not a curated record. Bases 1 to 513 code for a protein of 170 amino acids.